Funneliformis mosseae is the source of this 390-nucleotide messenger RNA. The record is from the annotation of a GenBank genome assembly. Lineage: Eukaryota; Fungi; Glomeromycota; Glomeromycetes; Glomerales; Glomeraceae.
AUGGUUCGUAAAAAGAAUAAAAGACAUAUUCAAUCUACACUAUUAGCCAAUGAGACUCAGUCUAGAAGUCUUACAAUAAUAGAUACAAAAUUACAAAAACUUGUAGAAAAAGCAUAUCACUUCUUAAUGAGAGAACUCUUUAGUAUAAAGGCAUUUUGUGAUGCAUCCAGUCAAGUUGGACUCUUCUCUGAAGCAAAAUACUAUAGAAAUAAAAUAGAUAAUCACAUAACCGAUUUUAUCAUUCAAAUAGGAAAAGGUAAAAAAGGAUGGUUAAGCUGUGGAUCAGUUGCGAUAUUACAUCAAGUGACAAUUACAGAAAGAGUGGUGGAUCUGCUUAAUAGUGCUGAAAAUAAAGGUUCUGAAAUACAUAGACAAAUAAUCAUUUUCUAA